AGAUUUUUAUUUUUCUUUCUCCAAAGAAUUUAAUCAUUCUUUUAUUCUUUAUUCUUUCAAGCUCUCCUCUGUUUCUUGGUGCCAUUUUAUUGUAUCUUCUGGUGAAAACAAAGAGCCAUACUUGAUCAUUUAAAGCCUAAGGAAGACUUGUUGUGUUUUAUGCCCACAAGGGGAUUUCUAUAUUAAAACUCUUUUGGAAUUAUCCUUUCAUUAUAUUUGUGUGACCAUGGGUCUUGACGUUGGGUCCUUAAGCUUCAAACUUAAAGAUGGAGGCUUGACAUCAAGAACCAACAGUUUCAAGAGAGACAGCACUACUAUAACGCAGCAGAAUUCUCCUAAGAAGAUUACUAUGGAACGGUCUUUGAGUUUCAACAGCUGGGAGAUUCCUAAAGUGACCAAGACUGAUUCAGAUUUUGAGGUCUUGGAGACAAAGAAGUCAACUCCUAACACUUUGAAUGGAAGAAACUGUGAGAGAAUCCAAAUAAAGAAACCCACAGUUACUCCACCUGAGCCUUUUGUGUUCAUCUCCCCUAGACCGGUCACCGAGCUCGAUGCAGCUGCAACUACCCUACAAAAGGUGUAUAAGAGUUACCGGACAAGAAGGAACCUAGCAGAUUGUGCAGUCGUUGUUGAGGAGCUCUGGUGGAGGACUCUAGAUGGUGCAGCUCUGGAUUUGAGCUCUGUGUCUUUCUUUGAAGAAGAGAAACAUGAGAGCGCUGUUUCCAAAUGGGCUCGAGCUAGAAAACGAGCUGCUAAGGUUGGGAAAGGCUUAUCAAAAGAUGAAAAGGCUCAGAAAUUAGCUCUGCAGCAUUGGCUUGAAGCUAUUGACCCACGUCAUCGUUAUGGCCACAACUUGCAUUUCUAUUACGAAGUCUGGUCAGAGAGCAAGAGCUCACAGCCAUUCUUUUACUGGUUGGAUAUAGGAGACGGCAAAGAUGUAAAUCUUGAGAAACACCCGAGAAGUGUUCUUCAAAAACAAUGCAUCAGAUACUUAGGGCCGACGGAGAGAGAAGCAUAUGAAGUGAUAGUGGAAGAUGGGAGACUAAUGUAUAAACAGGGCAUGACUCUGAUCAAUUCAACAGAGGAAUCCAAGUCGAUUUUUGUACUUAGCACGACAAGAACCUUAUACGUAGGGAUUAAAAAGAAAGGCGUUUUCCAGCACUCAAGUUUCUUAUCUGGAGGCGCCACUACAGCUGCAGGAAGAUUGGUCGCCCACGAUGGGAUCCUUGAGGCUAUAUGGCCAUACAGUGGACACUAUCUUCCAACAGAAGACAACUUCAAGGAGUUCAUAAGUUUCUUAGAGGAGCACAAUGUUGAUCUCACCAAUGUUAAGAGAUGUUCUGUGAAUGAGGAAUAUUCGUCAUUCAAAUCCACUGCGGACGAAGAAGAAGGACCAAAAGAAAUCUCAGAAGAAAUUGAGAUGCCUACAGAGAAAGAAGAGAGAGCGAGACCGGUGUUUGAUCCUGUAAAGAGACUGUCUUGUAAAUGGACAAGUGGAUAUGGCCCAAGAAUUGGGUGUGUUAGAGAUUACCCAAUGGAGCUACAAACACAAGCACUGGAGCAAGUCAGUCUCUCUCCUCGGGCUUCGCCAGCUAAUUCUUACGGACCAAUUCCAUCUCCAAGGCCGAGUCCUAAAAUAAGGGUCUCUCCACGCCUAGCAUACAUGGGGAUCCCAAGUCCUAGGGCUGUUAAGUGUUAAAACCUAACCACACAUUUUUUUAACUUAAGCACCAAGAAAGGGUGAGGUUAGAAGAGAAGAGACACUAAAGCUCUGUUUUUCAAUCUCCUUUUGCAUAUUUUUCGAAUUUGCAACAUUUUGUUGCUUCGAAUACUUCUCUUGUUAGAUCAAGACUUGCUUGACUUGAUUAUGCUAGAGAUAGAAAACAGUCGACUUGUGGCCCGUUUAGAUCAUCUGGUUCAGAUUGAUCGUUAAUUUGAUAUUUAUUUUGUAAAGUUGCAAACGUUAAUUUAUUUUAAUUAAUUGGCGAUGA
Messenger RNA from Camelina sativa (false flax), 1991 nucleotides. RefSeq names its product IQ domain-containing protein IQM1. NCBI's taxonomy places the organism in Eukaryota, Viridiplantae, Streptophyta, Magnoliopsida, Brassicales, Brassicaceae. The record is from RefSeq and is a predicted model, not a curated record.